Molecule: messenger RNA, 392 nt
Organism: Chondrus crispus (carragheen)
Lineage: Eukaryota; Rhodophyta; Florideophyceae; Gigartinales; Gigartinaceae
Exons: 2
Coding region: 1-243 (80 amino acids)
Source: RefSeq, a predicted model, not a curated record
AUGUCGCAGCCGGCUCCUUUCAUACACUCUUCUUGCUUGCAGCAGACGGUCAUGCCCAAGUCUAGAGAAGCUUUGUCAUGUAUAAUAUCGACCAUCUCUCCGUUGUCGUCGUCCCCGGGUUUCGACGGUGCGGUAAGCUUUUUUUUGGUUUCUGGCGCGAACGAACAAACUUUUUAUGAUACAACACAUCGCGACAAUGACAAUCGCUGUGUGCUUGCAUCGCCACGGCCAGCAGCGUCAUGACCCUUAUUUAACUGGAGGCGGAGAUGUAGAGAACAAAUCGAAAGUCCGACAGCAAUACAGGACGUUUGUAUAACUGGUAAGAGAGCAGCUCCUUGCCCACCGGAAGGCGGCUAACUGUAAAACACUAUUAAGUGGAACCCAUCCACCGA